Lathyrus oleraceus (garden pea) is the source of this 1758-nucleotide messenger RNA. Its product is annotated as F-box protein SKIP23. The record is from RefSeq and is a predicted model, not a curated record. Lineage: Eukaryota; Viridiplantae; Streptophyta; Magnoliopsida; Fabales; Fabaceae. Bases 332 to 1372 code for a protein of 346 amino acids. The transcript has 2 exons.
AAGAAGUAUAUAGCUAACUGCAUCACAUAUUCAUGUAUCAUGUCAUCCAAAUUAAAAAAAUAAAUAUACUAUAAUUAAAUUACUUACAUUAAACAAAUUGGAAGUCAAUUUAUGGAUAGAUAAAAUAGCAGAAGAUGAAGUGCUUAUGGAAAUUAUGAUAGAUGAAUUAGGAAUGGAAGAAUAAUUCUCAAAGAGGUUGUACAAGUUGUUAAUUUUUUUCACUUUAAGUUUAGAAAUAAGUGGAUCAACUUUUGAGUAACAAAAUUCCAAAGUAAUAGUAUUGGUCUCAGCUUCCGAGUUCGAACGCCUCCACCGCGAAUCUGCGGACUCCAUGGCAGAUUGGUCUCAGCUUCCGAAGGAUCUUCUACAACUGAUCUCAGAAAAACUCAACAGUGAACUAUAUUCCACUCGAUUUCGAUCUGUUUGUUCAUCCUGGCGCUCUUCUUCAAUCCCUAGCUACCAUCACCACCAUUUAUCUUUGAAGCUUCCACAGUUCUCCGACGACAAUAACUUCUCCACACGCCACCUCUCCAAACACAGCAUCUUUCUCAUCAAACCACCGCAACACCAACAAACUCUCCACCGUCCCUGGUUGAUCAGAGUCGGUCCAGAUUUAAACGGCAAAAUCCAACUCUGGCAUCCUUUCUCACUUUUUCCGCGUGUACCUUUCAAUUUCCCUCAUCAUGUCUUCGAUUUCAACCAAAUCUCGGUACACGAUCUCGGUCACAUGUUCUUUCUUUGUCAUAAGGCUUUUGUUGCCACGUACCAAGGGAAUCAGCCUGUUGUUGUGGUCGCAUUCGACUCCUUAGGGGGAAUGUCAGUGUUUCGUUGUGGGGACGAUAAAUGGACGAAGAUCGUCGGCAUGGCAACGUGCUUCUACGGGGACAUAUGUCUUUUUAGAGGGAGGCCUUGUGAGGCAAUCUAUUCAGGUAAAACUGAGAUGAUCGAACAGGACUUGAGCGUUCAUUUGAUGGCUGAACAUGUGGAUACAGAGAAUAUUGGUAACAAAUUCUUGUUUGAGAGUGAGUGUGAGUUGUUGCUAGUUGAUUGCUAUGGUGGUGAUGAUGUAUUGAUUGAUGUGUUCAGACUUGAUGAGAAGGAGAAGAAGUGGGUGAAUUUGACAAAUAUAGGGGAUAGAGUUUUGUUCUUGGGGAAUGGAUGUUCAUUUUCUGCUUCUGCUAAGGAUUUGUGUGUGGCCAAUGGGAAUUGCAUCAUCUACACUGAUGAUGCCUUCCAUGAUCUUAAUGACACUGAGUGUGGGCUGAGUGUUUUUCACUUGGAUCAAGGUCGUGUUUCUCCUUUGUCUGAUUAUCCAGAAUAUUUCAAGUUGUUAGGGCCACCUCCGGAGUGGAUCACAGAGUUGCAUUCAUAGCAGAAUUAUAUGAUCUUUAGCAACAAACUCCUAAAUCCAAAUAUUUCAGAGAAAUUUAAGCUUGAGAUAAAAGGGUAAGAAUUGUCUCAAAAAUGUGCCUUCGUUUCCUUUCUGCUACGCCACUUUGAUGAUGGGUAUGGGGACAAGCUAGAUGAUGAAAAAAUACCUAAGUUGAUGAGGUAUGUCGAGAAAGGAAGAAAUUACAACUACUGUUUUAUUGCUGCUUGUAAGCUUAGCUCAGGUUCUUACCUCUACUGUUCAUGGUUUUAAUAGAGAUUUUUUAUAUUUGUUUUGGUAGUGAUGAUGUAUAUAUUGUUGUUUUAUGUUUUACUUUCUCAUCAUAAACUCAUUUGAAGUUCGAAGUGCUAGCUAAUUUAUUGUUUUAA